Molecule: messenger RNA, 841 nt
Organism: Drosophila ficusphila
Lineage: Eukaryota; Metazoa; Arthropoda; Insecta; Diptera; Drosophilidae
Product: circumsporozoite protein
Exons: 1
Coding region: 160-567 (135 amino acids)
Source: RefSeq, a predicted model, not a curated record
UCACUUUCGAGAUUCGGCGGCGAUCACAUCUAUAACAAAAUUUUCCCGGUAAAAUUUCUCAAAAUUCCAAAAAUUGUGCUGUGUGAACCAUUUUUUGGGACAACACUCCAGAUUCGAAAUUAGCUAAGAAACCAAAAACCGACAAAAGGGCGACGCGAGAUGUCGAACGGGUUCUCCUUCUGGAACGGUCAGCCGGUGACCUCGCCGGUUUAUCCGCAGAUGGGCGAUGCGAUGAGCCCCAAUGCGAACGGUUAUUCAGGCGGCCAGUGGUUCCGGGCGGCGGCGCCACCCUCCUCCAGUCCAGGGAUGCUUUCACCGACGACGCCAGCGACGCAGGCGAUGGGCGACUUCCGGUCGAUGGGCGGCUAUUCCCCGAUGGCCGGCAACUUUUUUUGGCCAGCCGCAGACGGCGAGACUUCCUGGAUUUGGCCAGAGCCAGAACAUGAACCUCAACCUCAACCAGAACCAGGAACAGACCCAGAAUCUCAGCCAGAAUCUGAAUCUCAAUCAGAAUCUCAGUCAAAGUCCGACUCAGGACCAGGGUCACGCCCAGGGACACGGAUUUGAGUCGUGCAUCGAUAAUGGAGAAGCCUUCUGCGCCUACAACGGAAUGGACAUGAGCGUCCAUGGACGAGGUGCCAUGGGCGGACGCGGCGGGGAUCAGGGUGACUUCUGGUAGGGAAUCCUCCGCCAGCAGGCUUCCCUCGUUCGAUUGGUCAGUGCAAAUGAAAUUCCUGUAGUCCCCUUCCCAACAAUGCCACAAAUGUGAAUCAAGAUUUGAGAUGUAUAUAUUUUCUACUGUAUAUUUUCUAUAUAAUAAACCAACGCUUAAACAAAAAAA